AUGUCAUCUGUUUCACAUGGAUACUUCGAAACCGCUAGUUGCGGUGCUACCGCUCUAAACUGUUCAUGGACUCUGGAAAAGGCCAUAUCAGGACAAGUAUCGCAGGUUCUGCGCAUUCUUCGCAGCCUCUCUGGUCCGCAUGCUUGUGGACACUCGUCGCGAUGGUCUGUCGGUGGGAGGAGUGGCCACCUGACGGUGUGGGAGUUCAUGAAACGAACUAAAAUGACUGGUCGGGUCUUUUAUCUACUUCGUAGUAUUGUUCAUCUCAUGGAGACCACCAAGACCCUGGAAUACCUUCAGUGGCUGCUUCAACAGCUCAGCUCUUUUGAUCUUGGAAGCCACGGAUGUGAUCGGGUGCUCAUGCAAAUGCGGCACUGUUCUCUCUGUGCUGGCUACCCUCUUGUUCACCCUUGUCCGGCCUUCUGCGAGGUCUCCUUGGCUCGUUGUCUUCGUCCAAUCAACAAACUCCAAUCCUCUUGGACUAGCCUGAUUAACACUCUCUAUGACCAACUUCAAGCUUGGUCUAAUCCCACCUGCCCUAUGAUCCGCAACAUAGUGCUCCACGCUCCUCUGGCCAUCCUCGAAUUUCAUCGUGUCAUCAUGAAGUCCGUACAGGACGAGAAAUGCUUGAUUAGCACGUCUGUGCUUUGCCUCUGUCGGUUCUCCUCCAGCUCCAAAGCCUCAAGCGAUUGUGGAUCAGUGCGCCAUCUAAGAUAUGCCGAGAAUCACCCCACCUCUCCUCCUCCACGGCUGUCUCAUCACAGGCCUGUUGGAAUGGGACAGCCAUCGGACCGUGAGUGCAAUUUGCAUUUCCUCUAUCGAAGCUUCCUCCCU
Messenger RNA from Hydatigera taeniaeformis, 834 nucleotides. The record is from the annotation of a GenBank genome assembly. NCBI's taxonomy places the organism in Eukaryota, Metazoa, Platyhelminthes, Cestoda, Cyclophyllidea, Taeniidae.